CGAACGGUAACUUUGAAAAGAGGUUUGUCAAGAGAGCGCAGACGUUGCGAGUCGAUAUCAAGAGAGAAAGUAUCUUUUAACUUUCCGGACUGUGAAAGCGGGAGGGGACAUGGUGCUGCACACGGAGCACCGCGAGACAGAGAGCAGCGUGUCGCGAGAGACCACAGACACGGAGGAAAACGAACUGAUGGCGUGCAGCCCGGUGCCACCGAAACCGGACUGGUGCAAAACAGCUACCGGUCACAUUAAGCGACCCAUGAAUGCAUUUAUGGUGUGGUCAAAGAUCGAGAGGAGAAAAAUCAUGGAACAGUCUCCGGACAUGCACAAUGCUGAGAUUUCCAAAAGACUGGGAAAGCGUUGGAAAAUGCUAAAGGACAGCGAAAAGAUUCCCUUUAUCCGGGAAGCCGAACGGCUUCGGCUUCAACACAUGGCUGACUACCCCGACUACAAAUACAGACCCAAGAAAAAGCCGAAGCUGGACGGUUCUUCAAAACCAGCGCUACAUUCGCCGGAGAAGGUCAGCAAAAGUGUCAAAGCGGCAGGAAAGAAGUGCACGAAACUCAAGCCCAGCAAACCGAGCAACAUCACCGCGAGAUCUACGCAAGACAGCAGAUUUAACUACGUUUUCACUAGUUUAAAAGUGAGCAAGUCUAUCAAACGGGAACUUACCGAUGAUGAAGACGACGACGACGACGACGAUGAGGAGGACGACUACGAUGACGAUUUCCCCUCUCGGAUUAAAGUCGAGGAGGAAGAGGAGCCCAUCAGGCUGCAUAAAGUCCCGGCGAGCCCCACGCUGAGCUCCGCUGCAGAUUCGGAAGGCGCGAGCAUGUACGAGGAGUCCAGGCACACGAGCGGCAGCAGACUGUUUUACAACUUCAAGAACAUUACCAAGCAGAGCGCAGCGUAUCCUGCCUCCGUAUCACCAGCGUCUUCUUUCAGGUCCGUUUCUUCUUCAUCCAGCAGCUCCAGCGAGGACUCCGACGACUUGUUGGUGGACUUCAGUUUGAAUUUAGCGGCUGGCUCCCAUGGAGCAGACUUGGGAAACACUUCAGGAAAUCUUUGCCUGUCUCUGGUGGAUAAAGACUUGGACUCGUUCAGCGAGGGCAGCCUCGGCUCCCACUUUGAGUUCCCGGACUAUUGCACCCCUGAGCUCAGUGAAAUGAUCGCGGGAGACUGGCUGGAGGCGAACUUUUCAGAUUUGGUUUUCACUUACUAACUGAAACUCUCGCAGUGCUCCAAGGGGGCGAAGCGCAUCUUCAGGUUAUUCUUUGACUUUGCCUCUGUGAUUGUUGCGGUAGGGGUUAACACAGCGGAACGUACGUUAUGACACUGGGUAACGUAGUGAAAAGGUUACAUGUCAACUUUGACAGGGUUGUGUGUGUGGUUGUUCUGUAGGACUGCAGUGAAACUGCUUAAACAUGGAGCGCAAAAUGUAAUAUCUGAACUAUGCAUUCCCAUGCACCCAUAUCUCUACAGGGAGUUGGCAAACGGCUGCUGGACCGAAUGGAGGCGACUCAGAAACACUGUUCAGGAUGUAACUUUUUCCUGUGGUCUUAUGUAAUUUCUGUAUGCCACAAAUGUUUCUUUUUUGUAACAGUUCCGUUUCCCUGCAAAUAUGGGGGUAUUUAAGCAGAUAACCGCUCUAGAACACACAGGUAUGGCAGGAAGCAUUUUGAUACAUAACCAACAUACCUCAUCUUUUUAAAAAAAGAAGUAAACUAUUUUCUGGCAUAUUUUUGUACAGUUAAAGGGAAUAUUCUUACUGUGCUUUAAGUGAGGUUUCUUCAGGCACUUCAACCCGGUUUCAUUUGUAAAGCAUGCAAGAUUAAACUGAGAACUUGCAUUUAAAUGCCUGGUUAUUAUUUUACGCCAGGCAAAUGUACAGCUGUAGAUCUGAAGCAUUUCUAUAGAGAAGUGUACAGUGGAAUUUGGGGGAACACAGACCUCAUUUCUGGUACUAGAAUGAAGAUUGUAUAUGUUCUGUAAUAUAGUAAAGCUAGGAGUUUAUGUAUAUCUGUGUGAAUGGGUCCCAAAUAGCAGGUGUAAAACUGGAUUUUGUUUGCUUUUUUUUAUCAUAAUGGCACAUUUGUUUUUUUAUUAUUUUGUGCAAUAUACUCUCAAAAUGGACCAUCUGCGUUUUGUAGCAAAGGAAAUGAGUUACAUGUCGUCAUGCUGAAGUCUGUAUCUGACACAAAUAAAUCAGCUGGAACUGA
This is a messenger RNA of Triplophysa dalaica, 2216 nucleotides long. It is a transcript of the gene sox11b, whose product is annotated as SRY-box transcription factor 11b. The coding region runs from base 110 to 1219 and encodes 369 amino acids. NCBI's taxonomy places the organism in Eukaryota, Metazoa, Chordata, Actinopteri, Cypriniformes, Nemacheilidae. The record is from RefSeq and is a predicted model, not a curated record. The transcript has a single exon. Gene Ontology annotation, molecular function: DNA-binding transcription activator activity, RNA polymerase II-specific; RNA polymerase II cis-regulatory region sequence-specific DNA binding. Gene Ontology annotation, biological process: anatomical structure morphogenesis; positive regulation of transcription by RNA polymerase II; negative regulation of transcription by RNA polymerase II.